Ixodes scapularis (black-legged tick) is the source of this 2655-nucleotide messenger RNA. RefSeq names its product LIM and calponin homology domains-containing protein 1. Gene Ontology annotation, molecular function: myosin II head/neck binding. The record is from RefSeq and is a predicted model, not a curated record. Gene Ontology annotation, biological process: positive regulation of stress fiber assembly; regulation of focal adhesion assembly. Gene Ontology annotation, cellular component: stress fiber. NCBI's taxonomy places the organism in Eukaryota, Metazoa, Arthropoda, Arachnida, Ixodida, Ixodidae. The coding region runs from base 459 to 1565 and encodes 368 amino acids. The transcript is spliced from 5 exons.
GCCCUGGCCCGACACCGCUAGCGUCGGGUAAUGCCGAAAGUGGGCGGUAGGGGCAAACAGGGGUCCCAGGAAAUGAGUGUCCUCGCGCGCGCUGCCGUCGCUGUCGUGCGUGCGGAAUUUUAGGAUCCAGGGUCCUAACUUCGCGCUCGCGUUUCUCGGACCCGUCCAGUUGGCGUCUUCGCAAGCCGGAAGUGGAGGGCACAGCCAGGGGUGCCAACCGCGCGGGGGAGACGCAGAGCGCGCUGUUCCCGUUUCGGAUGUCCCAAAGGUGGAUGACCCACGGAUCAAAACAUCGGCAGCCCACCGCACCGCGCGCGCCUCUGCGUGCUGCUAACGGCCGGCUAUGAAGCCCCGCGGCGCCAGCUAGAGCGAGGGGACCUCGUUGCAGCGUCGGCUGCCGAGGCCCGUGCGAGGUGCCCCGCUAGCGAGCUCGGCGGGCAUGGCCGGUGGCUGCAGCCAUGGCAGGCACCUACCGCUACUCGGCAGCCCUGGACAAGACGUACGUGGAGCAGCGCUGGGCCGAUAGCGUCCGCCCGGCCGCCGCGGUGCAGGGCCCGGCAGGUCGGACCGCGGUCAGGAGCCUGGCUCCCGUCGCGGGCCCGGCCGCCGUCAGCGACCCGCUCCGCUUCGUGAAGAUCGGCCAGGCGGCUUUGGGGACGCAGGCACGCGAGCAGGUGCACGGGAGCGUGCAGCGCAAGAAGUGCCAUGCCGCCGAGGACGAGCAAGAGGAGCAGUGGCAGACGAAUCUGGACGAGUGGAAGAGCCGGAGGAGGAAGGCCUCGCAGAGGGCCUUCCAGCGGGUGCAAGACGCCAAGCAGCUCUUCCCAGACUCUAGCCAGGCCAGGAAGACCCUGCCACAGGCUCCGCCCUGUCUCACCACGGGCACCGAGCUGCUCUCCGAGUACAGCAGCAAGGCCUCCCCGCCACUUGCCUCGCGAUCCCCCAGGGGGAGGGACCAGCAGCGCAAGGCCGCCCCGGUGUUCAACUGCACCCCAGCAUCAAACUCUACCUCGGCGUCAAACUCCACCCCGGCGUCAAAUUCCUUCCUGGCGUCAAACUCCUCCCCGGCGUCAAACUCCACCCCGGCGUCGAACUCCACCCCGGCGUCAAACUCCACCCCGGCGUCAAACUCCACCCCGGCGUCAAACUCCACCCCGGCGUCAAACUCCAUCCUGGCAUCAAACUCCACCCCGGUGUCAAACCCCACCCCGGUGUCCAACACCACUCCGAAGCCCGACUGGAGGGCCUCCCGGGAGAAGGCGUGCACCAAGGUCCAGCCCCCGGAGCCAACGGCUGGAAAGCCGGAGGCCCCGACGGAAGGCACGCUGUCCGUCAGCGGACGGCGCCUCUGCUCGCACUGCAGCCAGCCCCUAGGGCACGGUGCGGCUAUGGUGAUAGAGAGCCUGCAGCUGCUGUACCACCUGGCCUGCUUCCGCUGCUGCGUCUGCCAGGCGCCUCUCGGCAACGGCUUGUGUGGCACGGACGUCCGCGUGCGCAACACCAAGCUCCACUGCACAGACUGCUACAGCAACGACGAAGCCGGAGUAAAGCUGAGCCGGGUCUGAGGAGCCUCCUGCUCUACGCCUGGUACAGGACCUGCAUCAGCCGAUGCCUCGCCUUGCUUUCCAAGGCCCCGUUCUGCUGCGGCCUACGAACACGGAGCAGACGAAACCCCGUUGGCACGCUCUUCAUUACCUGCUCGAGCCAGUAAUAAAGCUAACGACGGCGCACCCGCGAAUUAUGGUGCUUGGAGCGCGUCCCCAACUGGUGUUUACACUGUGUCCUCAAAAGUGGUCCCUCAAUUUACACCCGGUGACGUCACGAAAGUGUCACGCUGUUGCCUGCCACGGUCGGGGUAGUGGCGCAGCGGCAAACGUACGACAACGUUAAGGCGGGUCAGGUGAUCCAACAUACACUAAAUAUACAUAAUAUAUUAGCCGACUGAUCAUUACGAAUAGCCCCAUAUACUACGUCCUCCUGGCCAUAUAACACACUUGCACAACCUACAUAAGUGUAGCUUUCGUGGCUUUUUUUUUGAACAAAUCUAAAAAGCUUAAAAGAAACACCCUGUGUACUCAGUGCGUAUCUGGCAGAUGCCUGCUCUGGGGCCACAGUCGACGGAAACCAAACCACACACGAGUUGAAACGCUGCAACGACGGCGCUCGCCAGAAUUUCUACGACCAAACGCCACGAUUGUGACAUUCGACAGCAUGACACGGCGGUUCUCCCACAAAGCAAUUCGUUGCCAUUCUGGAACCACAUUUGACGCACGGGCAGUAUAGGACGAUAAACACACCGGUUGGACACGAGCUCCAGGCACUGUACUGUCGGUAGACGAUGCAGCAGGCCUUUGGCAUCUGCCAUUGCAUCUGCCAUCUCCACAGAGCGACACGGAGCAGAAUUCCUCCGUCCGCGUAACGCAUGCGAGAUCUGGCUACACUGUAGCACGCUUUAUCUUUCAGGCCCCGCUUGCUUGCAAACUUGGCACGGUAGGCAUACAUGCAGCGGGUAUGCUUGGCAAAUCUGACCGCUCAUAAUAUAUGGCGCUAGUUUUAGAGUGUAUACUACUUGGUACAACCAAAGAAGGUCGGUGAGGCACUCACUCUGUGCGGCGAGACGUGGCUGGACAAUAAAAAAAAUGGCGAGGCUUCUUU